UGCUCUGUAAUAUGCCAUCGCCAUGCAAUAAAAAAACAAUGCAUCUUUAAUUGUAUUCUGCCUAAUACAAUAAUAAUAUGAUUUUAAUAUCUUAUCAAAGUAGUGCGCUACUGCUAAGAUAAGAGCUAUAUAUAAAACUCACCACGUCUCCAUUGCUUCUCUACAUACUCCAUUUUUGUGUAGGAAAUACACCACCAGUCCAAAACUAUAUAUCCAUGAUCAGUUUGACAUGGAACUACAAAUUGAAUCAGCGAUUGAGCUUCUCCUCGUGGCCAUUUUGACAUCUCUGGCGUGGACCUCACGUGCCGCCGAUGCGCCACCGCUUGGGCUUGGCCUCAAUUUCAAAGCCUCUCCCAAUCCGGACGUCUCCUAUUUCCAGCCUCUGCUCAACGAUUCAUCCGCCACCUACUCACUGGGUUUCCUCCGAGUCAACCAGGGCGAGCUCAGCCUCUCGAUCCUCCACGUGGCGUCCUCCGUCCCCCUCUGGUCGGCCGCCCCGACCCGAUCGCCCAGAUGGGCCAACCCGACCCACCUCCUCUUCAACGGCAGCCUCGUUCUCUCCGAUCCCCACACAGGGGUAUAUUGGUCAACACACACCUCCGGCAACCGCGUCUGGCUCUCAAACACGUCCAAUCUCGUAAUCGACGACGCAUCAGCGGUGCUGUGGCAGAGCUUCGACUUCCCCUCCGACACACUCGUCGAGAAUCAGAAUUUCACCACCGCCAUGGCGCUCAUCUCUUCGAAUGGGCUCUACUCCAUGCGAUUGGGCCCCGAUUACAUGGGCCUAUUCGCCAAAUUCUCCGAUUCGGAUCAGAUUUACUUGAAACACACCGCGCUGCAGGCCAAAGCGGAUGUCGUCCCGGGUCGACCCAUUUACAUGGUGCUCGAAUCCGACGGCUAUUUGGGCAUGUACCAAAACGGGUCACUACCGCCCGUCGAUGUGCAGUCCUUCAACACAUUUCAGCAGAAUGUGUCGGGUAUCCGCCGGGUCAGGAUCGAACCGGAUGGGAACCUCAAAGGCUACUACUGGACCGGGUCGGGUUGGGUACUGGAUUACCAAGCAAUAUCCGAACCGUGCGACCUACCCAGCGCUUGCGGGUCAUACGGUUUAUGCGAACCGGGCAAGGACUGCUCCUGCCUCGACAAUCGGACGAUUCACGGCUCCGGCGGCUGCGUGUCGCCGCAUAUUAAGAAAUCCGGCGACUUCUGCGGCGGGUAUGAGAAUAACCGGUUCGGGGUGUUGAGAAGAACCGGGGUGGAAUUGCCGUAUAAAGAACUCAUGGGUUACAAGAGAACGGCGUCGUUUGAGGAGUGCGAGGGGUCGUGUGAAGGGAACUGCACGUGCUGGGGAGUGGUGUACAGUAACUCGUCUGGAUUCUGCUACAUGCUAGAUUAUCCCAUUGAGACGCUGGUGGCGGUGAGGGAUGAGGGAAAGCUGGGGUAUUUUAAGGUGCGGGAGGGUGCAGGGAAGAAGAAGGUGGGGGCGUGGGUGGGGCUGCUUGUUGGGGCAGUUUUGGCAUUAGCGGGAGUUGUGGGGCUGUGGUGGUAUAAGUUGAGAAAUAGAGGGGUGAAAGGAUAUGGAGAGGAUGAAGGUGGGGUGGGGGUGGGGCCCUACAAAGAUUUGGGGGCAGCAAGUUUUAGGUCAAUUCAAUUAUGUGAGAGAUGAUGACGUAAGGGAUGACGACACGACUAACAUUAUUUGUUUUAGUGGUUGUUUGGAUAAAUAUCCACUUGAUUUUCCAUUAUUCACUUUGUAUAAAAUCAAGAUUUUGGCGCA
Molecule: messenger RNA, 1777 nt
Organism: Salvia hispanica
Lineage: Eukaryota; Viridiplantae; Streptophyta; Magnoliopsida; Lamiales; Lamiaceae
Product: D-mannose binding lectin protein with Apple-like carbohydrate-binding domain-containing protein
Biological process (GO): recognition of pollen
Source: RefSeq, a predicted model, not a curated record